AUGGGACUUACAUCUAAAUUGGAAAAACUUAAGUUUAAAGACUCAGGAGAUCAUGAGCACUCAAAUAAAGAUUUAGCAAGUGCGGAUGAUACAGAUGAUAUUGAUGAAAUGGAUAAUGAAGGUCAAUCAAUAUUAAUGGGGAUAAUUGCUCAAUUACGACCAGGAAUGGAUUUAUCGAAGAUCACUCUUCCCACAUUUAUUUUAGAAAAGAAAUCAAUGCUUGAAAGAAUAACUAAUUUCUUUCAAAUUCCAGAACUUUUACUAGCAGCUAAUCAAACGGAAAAUGAUUUAGAUAGAUUUAUACAAAUUCUUGCAUUUUAUUUAGCUAGUUGGCACAUUGCUCCAAAAGCUGUGAAAAAGCCUUUGAAUCCAGUAUUAGGAGAAUCAUUCAAUUGUUAUUGGGAUAAUUUACCAAAUAAUCACUCAGCAUAUUAUGUUUCAGAGCAAACUUCUCACCAUCCUCCUAAAUCUUCAUAUUUUUAUAUGAUUCCAGAAGCAAAGAUCAGAAUUGAUGGAAUUUUAAUUCCAAAGUCAAGAUUUUUAGGAAAUUCUUCUGCUGCUAUUAUGGAAGGUUGGACUCAUCUUACAUUGGGUCAACAUGAUGAGGUUUAUGAAAUGAAUCAACCUAAUGUUUAUUGUAGAGGAAUAUUAUUUGGUAAAUUAAAAACUGAAUUAGGAGACCAUAUGAUAGUGAAAUGUCAAAAAACUGGUUACGAAGCAGAUAUUGAAUUUAAAACAAAAGGUUUUAUUAGUGGUACUUAUGAUGCAAUCGAAGGUGUUGUUAGAAAAAUUGGUGCAUCGGAAGAAUUAUUUCAUAUCUCAGGGAAAUGGAAUGAUGUUAUGGAUAUCAAAAAUGUUAAAACUGGUAAAAAAGUUGUUUUAGUUGACACAAAGCAAAUUAUACCGGUAAAACCAAAGGUUAGACCAUUAGCUGAACAAGGAGGGUAUGAAUCAAGAAAAUUAUGGAAACCUACUAUAGAUGCUUUAGCAGAAAGAGAUCAUGAACUUGCAACUCAAGAAAAAUUUAAUGUUGAAAAUGAACAAAGAAUUUUAGCUAAAAAAAGAGCUGAUGAUGGAGUUGAAUUUUCUCCAAAAUACUUUAGAGCGGUGAAGGAAAGUGAAACAAAACUUUCAGACUUGGAAUACAUCAUUUACAAGAAUUUUAAUUUGAAUGAUGAUGCUAAUAAAUUAAAACAAGAUUUAUUAACUAUUGCACCAAUUUUGCCAGGUCAAAAUUUUAAUGAAAAGUUUGAGAUUCCAGCAUGGAAAAAGCAUGAAUCCAAUUAA
Insectozyma verbasci is the source of this 1287-nucleotide messenger RNA. The record is from the annotation of a GenBank genome assembly. NCBI's taxonomy places the organism in Eukaryota, Fungi, Ascomycota, Pichiomycetes, Serinales, Debaryomycetaceae.